AGGGCAGACCCUGCUUCUCUUCUGGAAUUACCAAAACUUGAACGAGAAGAACAAACCCUAGAUCAGAUGGAAACCCUAGAAACUAAAAAGAAACGCGAAGGUGUGCUGUUGGUAGCGACCCCCCUACGUCUGCUGGCCAUCGAUCUGGCUAGGUUGACGGCCAGCGAUCUGGCCAGGUUUACGGCCAGGUCCACGACCAGGUCCGAAAUUUAUCGCAACUCACAAAUGCCGGCACUACCGGUUUUCAAGGAGUUCAAUUUUGUGGAGAAGGGGUUUCCCUACGGGAUGUGCUUCUUCGUAUGGGAAUCCAAACUCUACAUGGUUGGCGGGGAAAAACCUUUGGAAGGAGUACCACCGGAGCAGCUUUUUUCCCUGAAACACUGCCCCCUUGAAGAGUCGUUCGGAGCAGGGGGAGCUUCGCCUUAUAUCUACGUCUCAUAUGCCACUUCGCUUGACUCAAUAACCGACUUCCGUAAGCUUUCGACGGCCAUGCUCGGUCCGAAACCUAAUCCCUUUAUUGCGGCUGUUCAAGGGAAGAUCUAUGUGCUGUCUGGAAAGCCUUAUUAUUACCGUGAAGAUGACCUCCAGUUCCCAACUUUCGAAGUUUAUGAUCCAUCUGUCGGCGAAUGGGAGGCUUUACCUGAUCCUCCCUUCUACAACCCACGUCGUCGUAUGUAUGAAGAAGACUAUGUUGUACAUGGCCUUUCCGUCGUGGGAACCACCAUUUAUGUGAAGUCUGGCCUAAAUUUUCAUUCUUAUAAUGUCAAUACCAAAAUAUGGGAUUCUUUAGGUUAUUCAACCUCUACAAUACCCAUCCCCCUACCCCUGCUGCCUUGUUUUAUUGGCAAGUUUGUCCCUGCUUACGAUGACAUCUUCAUUGGCCUUCAUCGCCGCAACCUGUUUGCAGCCUUGAUUCCUCGUGAUGGUAGUCCUCCUACCUAUCAGUACUUGACUGAGGUGUUUGACGAGUAUUUAUACUAUAAUAUCGCUCCUUCAUCAGGAGCAGUCGAAGAAUUGGGUGAGCAGGAGAUGUGCAUCAUCAAGACAGGAUUUUUGCCAGGCAUCCACACUACUGCUUAUAUUGCCACUUUCCAGGUUGAGAAGUUGCAUUCCCCAGUCCAACCCUCCGAUUUGCCCUUGAUUAAUGGCCAACGUUCCUCAGUCCCAAAGGAUUGCUAGCCUGUUUCAUAUAGUGAGCAGCUGGUACCAAUAGGACGUUUUUUGUCUAUUACCUGCUUGACCAAAGGUCACUACAACCUUGAUGCAUAGGGCAUUGAUAUGCCUACAAUCUCUUGUGCCUUUCUUCCAAUCAUGGGAAGGAAAGAAGAAUGCUCUAAAUAGUUUGAGACCAGCUUAAGUGCUUUAACUUGAGGUAUGUACAAGACCAUUUAGCUUUUGUGCUAUGUUAAUAUGGUGGAAAACUAAAUGAGGAUUUGGAAAAUUUGGAUGGUUCAUAUGAUUAAUGAUAAAAUGAUAUAUUCUAUAGUCAAUGUCAUGUUUUUAGAGUUUUAUUCAAUAUAUUGCCAGAAUCUUUUUCUUUAUUAUUCUUUUUUUUUAAUUUGAUAACAGAGAAAUAGGAAUACCAGAUUGAAUAAAAAAUUAGGCUAUUAAGGAUUGCCUUUCAUCGGCUGUUCUGACAGAAUCCUAAAAUAUGCUUGAUUAGUCAUAAAUAUCAAUUAUCCUUUUGCCUUCCUAGGAUUCAUUAUCAGACCACAGUUAACAUGUUCCUUGAGCAUUUCAGAUACUGCAUGUUAUGAAGUCUUUUAAAUAAUGAUAGGGAAUUGUACUAUUGUAGUUUGGUUAGAAGUCAUGAUGUUUAAGAACCCAUGAGAAUUUUAAACAUGCUUCUCAACAAAAUGUUUGUGUUCAUGUGUGUAUCCAGUGAUCAAUGAAGCUUUAAUAUUUAUAACAGUUUUUCUUAUUUAAUCUUUGUACUGACAUUGACUAAUUAUUUAUAUAUUUUUAAUUAAGUUGUUUCAUCAUGGUUUCCUCUGUUUG
Vitis riparia (riverbank grape) is the source of this 1998-nucleotide messenger RNA. RefSeq lists its product as uncharacterized. The record is from RefSeq and is a predicted model, not a curated record. Gene Ontology annotation, molecular function: protein binding. The transcript is spliced from 2 exons. Bases 67 to 1179 code for a protein of 370 amino acids. NCBI's taxonomy places the organism in Eukaryota, Viridiplantae, Streptophyta, Magnoliopsida, Vitales, Vitaceae.